AUGGUAGGUUCCGGCGUUAGCAGAUCUUCGAAGGAAAAACGUGAAAAUUACAGUUCAGCUGUGAGCCGUUUCUGCGGAGGCAUACCGGAAGAACUGGUGCGCCUCGGUAUUGGAAAAUAUGUAGAAGCACUCACGCCUUCUGGAGAGUGUGCCGAUAAAAGUACGGAGAGGAAGAAAGGAAUCGAAAAUACGCUCAAGCACAAUCUUUCCAAUCAUCCGCAGGCGCAUCGGGACGGAGCACAGCCAAUAACGUCCGUGACCACGCUGCAGAGGAAAAGACUCCAGUUGCCGUGCGUUGGAACUAAAGCAGACGGCUCUCGACUCGUCGUGCAAUGUCCUAGAAACGGCCAUACUCGCGCUUCGGAACUUCCUACCUGGUGUAGUGCGCUGCAGCAUCUUAGCGCCCUGCGACUACGAGUGGCAUCCGGACGACUACAAGUGUGCGACAAGCUUGUCGUUCUUGCACCCGACCUCCUGCUGCUGGGAACUACACGCCUGUUCUGUGGGACACGUUUGACAGGCACGCGCUUUUUUCCGCGUAGCUUGCUUGUUCGAGACGUGGACGCCCAUGUUCGCUGCAACACGUAUCACAGGUAUCAACUUACUCUUCGAAGCGGCCUGCUGCCGUUGAAGACGUCUGCGCACUCCCUCCAGGAAAACACGUAUGACAGGUAUUGGCUUCUUUCGAAGUACUCUGCAGUCUAG
This is a messenger RNA of Rangifer tarandus platyrhynchus (Svalbard reindeer), 705 nucleotides long. NCBI's taxonomy places the organism in Eukaryota, Metazoa, Chordata, Mammalia, Artiodactyla, Cervidae. The record is from the annotation of a GenBank genome assembly.